Molecule: messenger RNA, 1899 nt
Organism: Austrofundulus limnaeus
Lineage: Eukaryota; Metazoa; Chordata; Actinopteri; Cyprinodontiformes; Rivulidae
Gene: nr2f2
Product: nuclear receptor subfamily 2, group F, member 2
Biological process (GO): regulation of DNA-templated transcription
Molecular function (GO): zinc ion binding; DNA-binding transcription factor activity; sequence-specific DNA binding
Source: RefSeq, a predicted model, not a curated record
AGCCCGUCUCCAUGGUAACGUGUGCUAAGUUGCAGCAGUCGUGUCAAAGUUCACUAUAUAGAGAGCUCAGUGAGCUGAUCAGAGAGAAAGCAUUCUGCCAGCCCGGCUCCUACCAAUCGCAAAUCACUUCCUAACCUCCGCCUUUUUAACAUAUUUGAUCACUUUGAUUCCCUUCUCCGAUUCUUUCUCAGCGCACGGAAGAAGGGUGUUGUUGUUUUUUUGCAGGUUGUGAUCUUUAUUGUAUUUUUUGUUUGUUUUAGUGGGGUUUUUAUUAUUAUUUUUUGCGCCGGGGGGAGAGUUGCCUUCAUAUUUCCCAAGCUCUCCAAACCAUUUUGGCUUCAUCUGCGCGCUUUUCUGGCGCAAAACCUCACGAGGAGGGUGAAAAAAAAAAGAGGGGAAGCUUUUCUUUUUUUCUUUGCUUAGUUUUCUCCAAGACUUGUGCUGGAACUUGAGAUUAAGCUGCUCACCAAUCGUUUCAUGCUGCUGCUGCUGCUGCUGCUGCUGCUGUGGGGAGCGGUCUUCUCAGCCUGCUCCAUCCUCCCCUGAACGGUCCAUGUUACCUCGGUUGUUUCUUUUUGAAAUAUUUAAGCCACCUUUCCUCAUUGAUGGGCGUACUGGAUGGCUGACUGUAAGCGCCCCUGGACUUGGCCUUUAAGCGCAAGGCAGCCGCUCCGCUCGCCAUCGCAUCAGUUCUGAAAAAGAAGAAGAAGAGGAAGAAGAAGGAGAAGAACGUGCCUCCCAGCGUCUCCAAACAGCAAUAAAACCAGUUUUCGCGACGAUCCCGAGUGAACCCAGCGUUCGGCGGUGCUUGAUCGGUGUCCGGGCUUGUUAGUCCCUGUUCGCAGCGUUUUCCUCCAGACCUUCACACACCGCGACACCAAAACGGCAGACAAAAAGUUUCUAUCCGUUGACUGAUAGAUAUGGCAAUGGUAGCGUGGAGAGGCUCCCAGGACGAUGUGGCUGACACCCAAGGCGCCCUUUCCUCGCAAACCCAGGGAGGACUGUCCCUGGCCACCCCGCAGCCGGGCCAGCUGAGCCUGACAGCCUCCCAGAUCGCCGCUCCGACCCCUCAGACCCCGGUGCAGGGACCCCCGAACAACGCGCAGUCCACCCCGACGAACCAGACGACGCAGCAGUCGGAGAAGCAGCCGCAGCACAUCGAGUGCGUGGUGUGCGGGGACAAGUCCAGCGGCAAGCACUACGGCCAGUUCACCUGCGAGGGCUGCAAGAGCUUCUUCAAGCGGAGCGUGCGACGGAACCUCACCUACACGUGCCGUGCCAACAGGAAUUGUCCAAUCGACCAGCACCACCGCAAUCAGUGUCAGUACUGCCGCCUCAAGAAAUGCCUUAAGGUCGGCAUGAGACGGGAAGCCGUGCAAAGGGGACGGGUGCCACCCACGCAGCCACACCACGGCCAGUUCGCCUUGACAAAUGGAGACCCACUCCACUGCCAUUCCUACUUAUCCGGAUAUAUCUCUCUUCUGUUGAGAGCGGAGCCUUACCCGACGUCCCGCUAUGGCAGCCAGUGCAUGCAGCCCAACAACAUCAUGGGCAUCGAGAACAUUUGCGAACUCGCGGCCAGGAUGCUAUUCAGCGCCGUGGAGUGGGCCAGGAAUAUUCCCUUCUUCCCAGACCUCCAGAUCACCGACCAGGUGGCUCUGCUGCGGUUGACGUGGAGCGAGUUGUUCGUGCUCAACGCCGCGCAGUGCUCCAUGCCCCUGCAUGUGGCCCCGCUCCUGGCGGCCGCUGGCCUGCACGCCUCCCCCAUGUCCGCGGACAGAGUGGUGGCCUUUAUGGACCACAUUAGGAUCUUCCAGGAGCAAGUGGAGAAGCUCAAAGCUUUGCACGUUGACUCUGCCGAAUAUAGCUGCUUAAAGGCCAUUGUGCUCUUCACCACAG